CUUAUCAUGCUCAGACAAACGGCAGUCGCGAGAAACCAAUGAACAGGUAGAGUAGAGCUAUUCGGAUCAAUGCGAUAACUGAAACUGGACUGAAUUUUUAGUUGAUAACUUUUAGUAAGUAAAUAGUGAAAAUCAUUCAGAAUGGCAUUCGGUGACGUUAUGCGAAACAUCGCGGAUGUCAUUCUGAACAACAAACUCAUCACGUUCCUCAGUGUGGCACUGUUUGCUUUCAUUAUUGCAACAAUUGCCCUAGCUGGCCAGAACAAUAGCAAUGCGGAUGCGUUGGCCGAGUGUGAGUAUCGAUUGCAGAACGCCAAUCCAGAUUCGACAACCACAAUUGAACCUGUAACGACAACGAUGAUAGCGGAAGAAACAACAACGGUGGAAGCGGAAGAUACAACGACAACAGUAUCGGGAGAAACAACGACGGUAACUGAAACGACAACGACGAUAGCGGAAGAAACAACAACGGUGGAAGCGGAAGAUACAACGACAACAGUAUCGGGAGAAACAACGACGGUAACUGAAACAACAACAGAGGCAACAACCACAACCACUCUGGAACCAGAACCAUCACAAGAAAAGCGUUCCUAAACUCCUGUAAUAUAUAAUCUGUUGAUUCCGUAAUUUGUAGAUGCAAGAAAAUAUCAUCCUGAA
Messenger RNA from Wyeomyia smithii (pitcher-plant mosquito), 657 nucleotides. Its product is annotated as mucin-22-like. The transcript has 2 exons. NCBI's taxonomy places the organism in Eukaryota, Metazoa, Arthropoda, Insecta, Diptera, Culicidae. The record is from RefSeq and is a predicted model, not a curated record. The coding region runs from base 142 to 594 and encodes 150 amino acids.